Messenger RNA from Argiope bruennichi, 556 nucleotides. RefSeq lists its product as uncharacterized. NCBI's taxonomy places the organism in Eukaryota, Metazoa, Arthropoda, Arachnida, Araneae, Araneidae. The transcript has 3 exons. The record is from RefSeq and is a predicted model, not a curated record. The coding region runs from base 52 to 495 and encodes 147 amino acids.
UUUAUUUCCUUGGAGAAUAUUCAGUAACAGAAUAAGCUUAAAAAGAAAAGGAUGAAUGCUGGAUUUUUACUUUUCAACUUGCUUUUGUAUUUGUCAACAACGAAUGCCAAGAAUGCUCAAGAAGAUGGCGAUGCGAAUUUUAAUGGACAUUUGGAGGAUGACUACGGUUUAAUUUAUCGUAUUAUAAAUACUCUCAACGGUAAGUCAGGAUGGCAGCCUCCUCCUUAUGCUUCUAUUGUUGAUAAUGGUGACAAUGCAGCUUAUCCAGUAAACUAUAUCGCUGCCCUUGUUGACGGAUCAGCUCCUCGAGAUAAUGACGAUGAUGAAUUAUAUCUAUCAAGUGGCCAUAUACGUUCUCCGCAUGUUCACUAUCAUCAUCACCAAAGUGGCAAGCAUCAUCACCUUCCAAAGCGUAAUCUUCGUAAAACCAAGAAGUCUGUUUUUAUGAUACAACAAUUUGCGAGUCUUCACAAUGUCAACGUAUACGAAUUAUAAAAGUUCAAAAUUUUCCCUCCCAUGAGCUAAAAAUAAGUUUCAUAUUCAGAAGAAUGCAAGG